AUGUUCAUUUUCCUAGUUUUUAAAUUGUUUAUUACGAUCAAUGCGUUUUCAUAUGUUGAGCGGAAAUUCGAUGCUCAAGCCGUUGGAAUAGAUCAAUUAAACAAUUUGGAAUUUCCCGAACUUGAUGAAAAUCCGAUAAAAUUUGAUGAAAAUUGGCUAAUUCUACCAAAAAAUAAUGUGACACAGAUGAAUAUUUUUGUGAGCUUGGGAAGUUUGAAGAAUCUGGAACAAUUAAGAAAGGUAAUUCUAUUCUGGAUUUUUAAAAACAAUUGUGAACAAAAACAUUCAGAUUCUACCAAAUACUUAUUUUUUCAUCGCCGAUCCAAAUAUUUCCCAAAAAUCUGAAAAAUCAUCUCACUUUUUUGCAUUUGAAGUUUCGUCGGAAGCAGGUUUCUCAACUGUUCCAAAAGUGGAUAUUAAUUAUUUUUUUAAUGGAAUUCUUGGCGCUAAAUUCAUCGACUUUAUGUGGAACAGUGCAGAAAAUGGCUUGGAAAUUGUUGAAAAAAUUGAGAAAACCACGGUUUGCCAAAUUAUUCUUACAGGAAAACUUCCGAAAAAUUUGCCAAACAAUUUUGUAAUUUUCAAAACAUCGAAAAACGGUGUUCUUUUGCUGAACAUCAAAGAUGAUGAAUGUAAACAAAAAUAUGGGUAUUUUUGA
Messenger RNA from Caenorhabditis angaria, 658 nucleotides. Lineage: Eukaryota; Metazoa; Nematoda; Chromadorea; Rhabditida; Rhabditidae. The record is from the annotation of a GenBank genome assembly.